GUAAAGUCUCUUUGUCUUGUCCAUGGUUCUAGAUUUUCGAACCCCGUGCUCUUUCUCUCUCUUACUUUAAGUACACGUUGAAAAGAUGCCUUCAAUCAGUGUGAAGGAUGUUGACCAGCAUGAUUUUGUGCAAGCUUUUGCUGCUUUCUUGAAAAAGUCUGGAAAACUUAGAAUCCCAGAUUGGGUUGAUUUAGUCAAAACGGGGAUCUAUAAAGAACUGGCACCUUAUGAUGAAGACUGGUUCUAUGUUAGAUGUGCCUCUGUAGCUCGCCAUCUCUAUCUUCGAGCACCUGUUGGGGUUGGGGCACUAACAAAAAUUUAUGGUGGCAGACAUCGUAGAGGCACAGCUCCAGCUCAUUUCUGCCGAGGUUCUUCUAGCAUUGCCCGGAAAGCACUUCAGGCUCUAGAACAACUGAAGAUGGUUGAAAAAGAUGAUAAUGGGUGAGUAGUAUGAUAUAUUUAGUGCUGUAAAAU
Limulus polyphemus (Atlantic horseshoe crab) is the source of this 474-nucleotide messenger RNA. Its product is annotated as 40S ribosomal protein S19-like. Gene Ontology annotation, cellular component: ribosome; cytosolic small ribosomal subunit. The record is from RefSeq and is a predicted model, not a curated record. NCBI's taxonomy places the organism in Eukaryota, Metazoa, Arthropoda, Merostomata, Xiphosura, Limulidae. The transcript has 4 exons. The coding region runs from base 86 to 445 and encodes 119 amino acids. Gene Ontology annotation, molecular function: structural constituent of ribosome; RNA binding. Gene Ontology annotation, biological process: translation; ribosomal small subunit assembly.